Molecule: messenger RNA, 894 nt
Organism: Geodia barretti
Lineage: Eukaryota; Metazoa; Porifera; Demospongiae; Tetractinellida; Geodiidae
Source: the annotation of a GenBank genome assembly
AUGUACGAAGGCCGAACAGCAGCCGAGCCGGGCAUCGUCUUUGGCCACGAAAACAUGGGGGUCAUCGAGGAGGUCGGAUCGGCGGUCAUCGAACCCGCAGCGUCGGCGGCGACCGCGUUGUGCUGCCCUUCAACGUGGCAUGCGGGUUCUGCAAGAACUGCCUGGGUGGGUUUACUGGGGUUCUGCACGACGGUCAACCCCGGUUUUGCCGGAGGGGCGUACGGAUACGUGGCGAUGGGCCCGUGGGUUGGCGGACAGGCGGAAUACCUCCAGGUGCCGUUCGUAGAUUUCAAUGCGCUCCCAUUGCCGGCGGGUGACGAGCACGAGGCCGAUUUUUCCCUUCUCGCCGAUAUCUUUCCGACCGGCUAUCACGGCGCCGAGCUCGCGGGCGUCCGGCCUGGUGAGUCCGUCGCAGUCUUCGGGGCCGGUCCGGUGGGUCUGAUGGCGGCCUACAGUUGCGUCAUUAGGGGCGCAGCAGAGGUCUACUCCGUGGACCACGUGAAGGAACGGCUGGACAAGGCGGAACAGAUCGGCGCGAUACCGAUCAACUACGACGAGGCCGAUCCCGUCGAACAGAUCAAGUCCCGCAGGAAUGGCGAAGGGACGGACAAGGGCAUCGACGCAGUCGGAUACCAGGCCACUUCUGCUGGUUCAUCCGCAGCCGGAGGCGAGCAGGACGAGGUGCCGAACAUAGUCCUGAACCAGCUGAUUGACGUAGUCUCGCCGACGGGAGCGCUUCGCAUUCCGGGACUGUACGUCCCGGCGGACCCCGGCGGAGUCGACGCGCAGGCUGCCAAGGGCGCACUGCUCAUCAACUUCGGCAAGUUGUUUGAGAAGGGUCUUCGCUUCGAACCGCCAGUGCAACGUCAAGAGCUACAACGCUUACUUGCGUGA